AGAUGAACCUACCAACCUUGCAUGUACGCCUAUGAAUUCUUCGACUUUGAUGUUUUCUUGGACAAUUCCUGCAAACGGACUAUUUACUGUUGAUGGAUACCAUCUAAAUCUCCAAAGGACUGAUAAUAUUCGUGUAGAAACUAUUCCACAAGUGGACACAGGAAGUGUGUAUGUGGAAAAUUACACGUAUUACAGAAUAGGUAAAUACGCGGAGUAUACGCUAACCAUGCACUCCUACAUGGCUAGCGGCAAUGAUACAGAUGUUACCGUAUCCUGCAGAACUCAUGAGGACGUACCUGAUGGUGGACCCCCGACAGUAAAUUCAACAGGGAUCUCCUACACUGAGAUAUCUGUGGUAUGGACAGAACCAGCCCGAGCCUUCCAUAAUGGCGUCUUGUUGGGUUACAAAUUAAUUUACCACGCAUACCAAAGCCAACAUCCACAAGAGGUUGUGUUUUCUUCGAACGCUACCUUUUCUUAUACCAUUUCCGGUUUGGAAUAUGACACGUGGUAUGUUAUCAGCGUCCUGCCAUACACGACAGUAGGGGAUGGGCCACGGACCUCGUGUCCUGAGAAAACUCUGGGUCCAACAACGUCAGCGCCGGAUGAAGUAACGAAGUACUACUGCUAUGAGGCCAUCCCAGGUAUGCUUGUGUUUUCCUGGGAGUCCAUGCCCUGCACUGUGUACGUGGGUACCAUAGGCGCUCUGUUCCUUUUCAUGCUGAUGUUCAUGGUGUGUUGCUGCUGCAAGGGAUCCUCGGAUAGAGGGGACACUCAAGUUAACAACAACACAAACACACGUGAUGUUGUGCAUUUUAGAGAAAAGGUAAAAGUUGUGUAUGCCAUGAAUAAAUUCAAGAACAACAGAAAUCGGAAGGGUGGAGAGGGUGGACCAGAUGGUAAUGGAGGCACUGAUUACAACCACAAUGAAGAUGGGGGCGAGGAUAUUGACGAUAAUCACAUGGAUGACGCUGGAAAUGAUUUUGGAAAAAAGAAAGGACCAUUUGCUAUCCCGAUGAAAAGAAUGCCAAGGAACGGAAGUAAGGAUACUUUGUCUAGUAGAGAUUAUGAUCCUGCUGGAGACCCAGAACAAAGAGGAAACAGUGAGAGAGGAAAACCGCGAGGUGGCGCUUUUAAGGGAGCAGGAAAGGCUGCUGCGACAUUAGCAGCUCUAAAGGCCCGCGCAAAGAAAAAUAACAAUACAGUGUCACCUUUGAACUUCGAUGACGAAGGUUAUUACGAAGAUGACGAUGAUGGUGAUAAUAACGGGAAUGUAACGACUCGUGACAUUAGGCUGUCCAAUAAAUACCCUGGCAAAAAUUCAAACCCAGACUUUGAAAGGACCAACCCACGGGCUGCUGCGUCAGUUCCGGUUCUGGACAAGAGGUUCAACAGGAACGUGUCGGGUGUGGAUCUCUAUAUUCAGGAUGAAGAUUAUCCGGACAACUCUGACAAUUUCAAGCACCCACCACCUGCGCCUCGAUUUCAUUUGGGUGACGACGCCUCUGUGGAUAUGCCGUAUGCUGCACAAGGGGCAAGUGCGAGCGGCGGGUUCCCUUUUGGUGGGGAGGGUGAUGAUGCCGCGUUUUUCUAAAUUAUUUUCAAGUUUCUAGAUACUCCAGGUUGUCCAAAUCCUACAGCAUUCUGCUGAGAAUCCACGAAUAAGGAACAUUAUAUGUCUAUAGAGUGUCGAAAGACGAUUAAAAAUUAUCAUAUGAUUUACAGAGCCAGAAAAUGGUUGGCGGAAAAGUCCUCAUUGGGGCUUCUAGCAAAAAGUAGGACAAUUUCUUUAGUUUUGGGAAUUAAUGCACACAUGUACACAUGGUCUGUUUUGAUAAUAUUUUAUGUAUUCGCGUUGCUUAUGAAUCUAUGGAAACGUACUCGUUUCGUUCAUUUUCACAAAAAUUAUAAAUCUAUGGUUAUUUUUGUAAUUUUGAAUCCGAAUAGGUUGUUUCUAGAAUUUCAUCAUGUUUUAAUAAAAACCAGUGGACUUUAAUGCUUGUAGCUGUAGCCUGUUUAUCUCGGUGUGCAUAGUGAAAAGUUCAGAACUCUCUAACUCUCUCUCUCUCUCUCUCUCUCUCUCUCUCUCUCUCUCUCGUAUAAUUUUGUUAAACAAGUCGGCUAAUAUUUUGAAAUAUGUGGGACAUCUUACUUAAUUCAAUCACAGUAAUUUAAUGAGAUUUGUAAGAUUUACUUUGGUGCAUAUGUGGUGCAGAAUUUCAAAUCCGAUAAAGAGAUUAAUUACUGGUCAUGAUCGCUAGAUUUACAUGUAUUUAUCACCGGCUAAUUCACUUUGAUAUUAUCAGUGGUAUACAUGGAGUCCGUUAUAAUAUAAUAAAUAUAUUCAUAUGCAA
Molecule: messenger RNA, 2354 nt
Organism: Ostrea edulis (European flat oyster)
Lineage: Eukaryota; Metazoa; Mollusca; Bivalvia; Ostreida; Ostreidae
Exons: 7
Coding region: 32-1594 (520 amino acids)
Molecular function (GO): protein binding
Source: RefSeq, a predicted model, not a curated record